Molecule: messenger RNA, 11324 nt
Organism: Cephus cinctus (wheat stem sawfly)
Lineage: Eukaryota; Metazoa; Arthropoda; Insecta; Hymenoptera; Cephidae
Gene: Mical
Product: F-actin-monooxygenase Mical
Exons: 28
Coding region: 413-8992 (2859 amino acids)
Molecular function (GO): FAD binding; protein binding
Source: RefSeq, a predicted model, not a curated record
GUCUGGCUGAAUCGAAGGUAAAGUAAUUCCGUGUCCAGCCGCAUAGAUGGCACUGGGGUGUGGCGCAGUAGAAAUCAUGGAGCAAUGGAAGUGGCGCACCGCCUCCUACGCCACACUCGGCUCUCGCUGCUGGCCGCAGCGGCCAACUUCACUCGAUCGAGUUUUUCUUUCAGUCGAACCGAACAAAAUGCCAAUGGUGGAUGGGUGGUGAGUCGCACGGUACGAUAUCGCUGAAAUUAUCAUGUGAAUAGUGAUCCGCAGUGAACCGUAGUGUCGUAUAUAGGAAGCUAGAUCGACCCUGGCUCCCGCACUCCGGAUAUUCCCGCGUCUCUCACCUGAAACGUUAUGACAGAGUGACGGGAUUUGGGUAAUACUUAACCAUCGCGCGAAUAGGAAUAGAGUGGACAGGACAAUGGAUCAUCAACAGGGCAGGAAACAGAUCGCCUCGCCGGAAGUGGCUAUGGCUAGUGAAGUUUUCGAUCUGUUCUGCAAUGCAUCCACUCUCAAGUCCAUUCUUGGCCACUUUCGACACCUCUGCGAACUCCUCAAGAUCAAGCCUAAUAGCUUCAAUCAGUUUUAUCCAAAGCUGAAGUCGAAAUUACGCUCGUGGAAGGCGCAGGCACUUUGGAAGAAGUUUGAUCAGCGGGCCAAUCACAAGUGUUAUAAUCGUGGCAAAGCCUGCCCGAACACGAGGGUCUUGAUCAUCGGAGGUGGUCCAUGCGGCUUACGCUCGGCUAUAGAGGCACAAUUACUUGGGGCCAAAGUCGUGGUCGUCGAGAAGAGGGAUCGCAUGUCCAGGAAUAAUGUGCUUCACUUGUGGCCUUUCGUCAUUCAAGAUCUUCGUGCGCUUGGGGCCAAGAAAUUCUUUGGAAAAUUUUGCGCAGGCGCCAUCGAUCAUAUAAGUAUACGGCAGUUGCAGUGUAUUUUGUUAAAAGUAGCUUUGAUCCUGGGAGUAGAAUUUCACGAGGGUGUCAGCUUCGAGUCCCUGGUACCACCACCUGAAAAUCAAGAGGAAGGCAAAAUUGGAUGGCGUGCAAAAAUCACACCAGCAGAUCAUCCCGUCUCCCAGUACGAAUUUGAUGUUCUAAUCGGGGCUGAUGGUAAAAGGAAUACUCUGGAAGGAUUCAAAAGAAAGGAAUUUCGAGGGAAACUAGCCAUUGCUAUAACUGCUAAUUUUAUCAAUAAGAGAACAGAAGCAGAGGCCAGGGUGGAGGAGAUAAGCGGGGUUGCCUUUAUCUUCAAUCAGAAAUUCUUUAAGGAACUGUACCAGGAUACCGGUAUCGAUCUUGAGAAUAUUGUCUAUUACAAAGAUGACACGCAUUACUUCGUCAUGACUGCCAAGAAACAUAGUCUUAUCGAUAAGGGUGUUAUACUUCAGGAUCAUGCGGACACGGCCAAGUUACUUGCUAAAGAAAACGUCGACAGGGAAGCACUGAUGUUAUAUGCUAGAGAAGCUGCUGAAUUCUCGACGGAGUAUCAAAUGAUGGACAUGGAAUUCGCUGUUAAUCAUUACGGUCAACCGGACGUAGCCAUGUUUGACUUCACCUCUAUGUAUGCUGCCGAAAAUGCUAGUCGAGUCCUAGAGCGACACGGUCACAGAUUGCUUAUGAUCUUGGUCGGGGAUAGUUUACUGGAGCCAUUCUGGCCAACUGGUUCUGGAUGUGCAAGAGGCUUUCUCAGUUCCCUUGAUGCCUGCUGGGCUAUCAAAGGAUGGGGUGCUUCUACGACACCCUUGGAAGUGUUAGCGGAACGAGAAUCCAUUUACAGGCUUCUUGGACAAACCACGCCAGAAAACUUGAAUAGGGAUUACGCCGCCUACACACUGAAUCCUCAUACAAGGUAUCCAAAUUUGAACCUACGUUCGGUCACGCCGAUUCAAGUACGGGGCUUGCUGGAUACCGAUGAUCCGGACAACAUAGAGCAACCAUCUGUGCAACCCGCUGUUGAUAUUCCCAAGAAGCGUCGGCGUAGGGACCUUGGAACAGACUCUCAGGUGCAUCCCGAUACGUUGCUCCAUUGGCUAAGGCGACAGGUGGCAUUGUACGAUACGGUUCGCAUCGACGACAUGGGCUCUUCGUUCAAAGACGGUCUCGCUAUUUGCGCCAUUAUUCACAGAUACAGGCCAGACCUAAUUGAUUUUCAGUCUUUGAAAUCUGAAGAUGUGGAAAUUAACAAUCAGCUCGCCUUCGACAUCCUUGAGAAGGAAUUAGGCAUACCUCCUGUAAUGACUGGCGAGGAAAUGGCCCAGUGUGACGUCCCCGACAAACUCGCCAUGUUUUCUUAUCUGACACAGAUAUAUGAGACAUUCCGGGGCGAGAUUCCACAUAUUAAACAUCCGAAAUUGUCCUCCAUCUCUAAUGUCAACCUGCUUCUGGCUAAAGAUUUAUCAACGACACGUCGCGCACCUUCAUUAUACGAGAUAUAUAAGCCCACCCUUAAAUUGCCUACGCACUGGCCUCACAGAAUCAACGUCCCAUACUCAACUUGCUCUCAUGAAUUAUCAACUUUCGAACCACCAUCCACUGUCCCACGCACCGUAUCUAAACUCGCUAAUCUAAUGUCCUUUCAACGGCUGAGCAAACUUCUGGAUUACAACAACAAUCGUAUGACUUGGAACGACAGUAGCAAGAUAGUGGAUAACGUAUUGGAAUUGAGCAGUAUAAGGAACUGGCUUGAAAAUAAUCAUAGAGUAUCAACAUUGAAGCGAAUGUUUGAAUCUAAGAGCAGACGUAGUUGGAUGCUCAGGAUGGAAGACCAAUUCGGCGAUAAGAAAGUCGAUCCAAUCAGAGAGAAUAUACCUGAACCGGAAAAAGAGGAGAGGCCCACGUAUUCGAAACAAUUGAGCCAAUUGACACCGGAGCAAAAGGCUCAAUUGAUUGGACGUAUUGCCAAACAGGAUAAUACUAAUACUCGUGCCAGGCACUCACGUUCUUCUCGCCAUAGCAACGAACACGCACAGAAUCCAUUGGAGAAGAAGGGCGAUUCGAUUAGCCGUCGUUCCAGAAAGCGACGUAGCACCGAAAAAAUGGGAGCUACAGUGGAGGAAAGACAGAAGAGACUCGAGGACAUUGAAAAGAAUCGAAUCGAACGCAUGAGGAAGCGUCAGUAUCUACGUAAAAUGGCGACACAGCAAUUCUACAAAAGUAUGCAGAUGCUGGCUGCGAAUGCAAAACGAGACAAGGACGAACCCUUUGAGGAUUAUUCAAUAUUUCUUUAUCGUCAAACCGCUCCUGAUUUCAAGGAUAGAGUCAAAGAUCUCGAGCAGAAAAUUCUCUACCCAGACAGAGAACCAAAACUUCAUGCCGGACAGCACAGGGGUAGCGUAGACGAAGGAUUCUCUGGUAGAAUAAAAAAUAUUGAAGAUAAAUUAAGAGGCACUGCUCCCAGUGACAAGAAACCGAAGGAUCUAUUACGUGCUAUCGGUAAAAUCGAGAAAACGGAUUGGAACGUGAAGGAAAUCGAAAAGAAAAUAGAAGAGAACAAAAUGGGACGGGGAAUACGUCAAGACAAAGUGGAACGUGUACCAAAAUGGAGUCGAGAGCAGGUCUCUAUAUGCUUUAUUCAGUUUUUAGCUCGACAAACCAAGAUGGAGAAGAAAGGGCGCAACCCGAACGAGCCGGACAGUAAGUACGCCGAUAUUGACAGCACCCUCAAGAAUAUUGACAAGAAGAUCAAAGAGGGUAAUGUCCUUGGGCACAAUAAAGUCUCAGCAAUGGCUGAACAAUUUGCUAAUAAGAAUCAGGAUGCUGAACCGAAGGUGCAGAGAUCGAAUUCAAAAGCAGCCCUAGUGCUACCAGCACAAGGAGGCUCAGAAAUGUGCCACUUCUGUAACAAGAGGGUUUACCUGAUGGAGAGGCUCAGCGCAGAAGGCAAAUUCUUCCAUCGUGGUUGCUUCCGUUGUGAAUAUUGCUCAACCUCUCUAAGGAUAGGGAACCAUACGUUUGAUAGAGAUAAACAUGGCGGACGAUUUUAUUGUAUGCAGCAUUUCGGCCUAUCGGGAACCAUGAAGGCUAGAGUAGAGAAGAAGAAAAUUCCUGUUCUAAAUAAAGAAAAUAUACCAAAUACAUCCAUUAAUAUGAAAACUCCAGAAAAGUCUAAAACACCAUUGGAAGGAGUCGCCGGACUUGAUUUACUUGAUCGAGGUCAAACACCAGAGAGGAUAGAAUUUGAAAAUCUUGCUGGUGUCUCAGACGCUGAAGAACCUCGUAGUCAGAUGGAUGAGGAUGAAUGGACGGAUCGUAAUUUCGGUGCGUCAGCAGCCGAAAUGGGAUCCAGUGAUGAUAUAUCUGAUAUGAGCGAUUCCGAUGAUGACAACGAGGUCUUCGAGGAGGCUAUAGAUCAGCCAUUGACAACAGAAGGAACCUUAGAACUUGCAAAAAAUUGGACACUGCGUUAUUCUCAUCCACAUGCCACUACAGGUCAUUCAGAUACCGGAAGCAACGAAUACGAAGACUCCAGCGAUGAAUAUACUAGUGAAGUCGAAUUCUUUUUGUGCCCAGAUGAAGAAAGCGGCACGGCAACCGAGGACGAGGAAGAGGUUCGCGCCAGGGAAUUGAGGAAACAAGAAGUAUGGCUGAAGGUCCCUCCACGCAGCUCUGAUACUGACACUGGCUCGGAAACAGAGGUUGCAUCGGAUGAAGAUUCCACGGAGGACAGCGCAGAGAAUUCAGCAACGGAAAUUUCGACAGAUUCCGAAUUCGAGCACGACGGUACAACACCCACUCAGCAUGAGAUACCGGAAAUUGCCAUAAACGAUUCGUACGUUCGUAAGGGUCGUGGGAAUUAUGUGGAGCCUAAAAAAGUCCAAGUGAAAAGUCACGUGAUACCAUCAAUCAAUGGAAACUUGAAGCAGAACAAAGACACGGGUGUCAAGUUGAAGUUCACAAAGCUGGACCCUGGCAAGGAGCCAUUGCGUCCACAGAAUGAACUCCACCUCAGUCGACCUAUCGCAAAGACAAUUUCUCCCAGUCCUUUGAUGAACCCUCGAAAAGGAGAUUAUUUAUUGAAUCGAACUCACUCUACGGAAGGCAUUGCAUCUAAACUGUCUCUGGAAUUGAAGAAGAGAUAUCUAUUGGGUGGAUCAGCACUUGGUGGAUCGGUUAUGAAGUCCGGAUCGACGUCAAACGUUGAUACAAAAUUGCGAAGCUUGACAGACGCCAUAUCGCAACAUCAGAAAUUGCUGAAUCCAGCACCAGAGCCUAGUCCUACUAUGCAAGCUUUCUUGCAAGGUACCAGCAAGCUUCGUUCCAGCAAUACACAACUUUCUCCUAUCUCUCCUACUGCGAUCUUCUCAGCAUCUCCCCUGAAGCCAUUCAGCUUUGAUCAACAAACAAAGACCGAGGAUAGUGUUGCUGGUAAAACUACUGCCAUGCCGGAUGUAUCCAAGAUGCAGUUACCGGAUUUGUUAAAAGAGACCAGCAUCCUGAAGUCUAAGACAGAUCCUAAUAUCGUACGUAAAGAAUCGCCUAAAAUCAGUGAAAAGAAGCCAAUUAGAGAAAUCAUGGCCCCCAAACAGAUUGAUGCUCAAGCAAUAGUUAAGGAAGACGAGGAAAUUAUUGAACUUGAAAGGACAACUAAUAUUGAACCUAUGGAUAAUAUUGAUGACGGUGCAGAUUGUAGGCCUAGGUCGCCUUUACAUGAAACUUCUAUCAUCGUGCCUCAAGUAAAUUGGAAUAAAAAUAAGGAGACCAAGGACGGAGACAGUUCCGAGGACUCGGAAAUAGAUAGUGAUUCCUUGUCGUCUAGCGAUGUCGAAUUUGAUGAAGGUGCUGCAGAUGAACAAGUCGUGCCAAUUAAUCUGUCUCCUCCUAGACUGCAGAUUCAUAGUACUGAUGGAGAUCUUCUUCUGGACGAGGAAGUCGAAGAUAAAAAUAAGGACGUGGACGAGACUGCGGCAUUUGAGCCGGAUUCUAUUGAAUGUAUUCGUAUUGAUGAUGAUUUGAUUUCUCGUGCGGAAUACAUGGAUGGUUUGGUGUCCGAGAAGAUACCUUCUGAAGGGGAUGAAGUAGUUAAUAAUAAUUUGGAGCAGGGUGAUAGUAAAAAGAGCUACAGUAAUUGCAGUAGUCCUACGUCUGUUGUAUCGAAUAUAUCCAAUAAGCAGGACGACUCUGAGGAAAAUGAUGUAACGACGGCUGCCCUUACGGAAACAGAAUUUUCUGAAUGGGCUCGUGACGGGGAAGGAUUGGUAUCUGAUGAUCUGCGAGAUGUCGAAUUCAAUAUUAAUCCGGAAUUCAUUACGACUAGAAGGAAUAAACUGAUGCAGCAUAUGAAACUGCCUAAUGUCCCUGUGAGAAUAGCUAAAGAAGAGGACCUGACCGAUAUUGAAUUAGAGUCUUAUAGAUUGGAUAAGAUUAUUGACUUCCCUAAUAAUAAUACUUCCAAGCUCCUUGCUAACGGUGAGAAUAUUGAUUUUAUGGAUACUGACAACGAGUCUUUGCUGGAUGACAGUCUACAGGAUGCUACUAAUAUAGCGCUUAUUAAAAAUAGAGGAUAUGUGGAAUUUGUUAAUAUAAAAACAGCUUCGACACCUACACGGACUCCAAUGGAAGUAAAAGCUGAUGCUCCCAUUGCUAAAACUGAAGUGGAAAAUGAAUCUGGAUCAGAGCAUGAACAGUAUAAGGAUGAUAAUGUUAUAGAAAUAAAUCCUGUGACUAUGGAUGAUGUUAUGGACAGGUUGAAUGGUGCCAUGAACAAAUCAGUGAGUGUACCACCAAGAAAUUUAAAUCUUGACACGAGUGCAGGUGAUACAAUUGUUGAACUAGAAGAGCAACCACCUGUGGAAGCAAUAAAUAGAGAACUUUUCCAAUCGAUGGACGAGGAUAGUCUACUGAUAGUCGAACAAGCAGAGGAUACGACGACCAGUGAAAUAAUCACAGUUCUUGCCAGUCCUAUAAAUCCACAAAUGCCAGUAAUAUCGAAUCAAGUUGAGAUAUCGAAUAACGAGGAACCGUCCAAGUCUGCAGUUGACACGAACAACCCGGACUACUUAGAAUACGUUAAGCGUUUGCAGUCUAGGAUUGCUGAAUUCAGCAAUGCAAAGGAUUCCAUUGACAUCAGAAAGUCCAAGAGAAAGAAUUCAAAGAGCUCUGCGCAAUUGCGUUCUGCAGAAAUGAUUGCUGAGGAGAUCAAGAAUCAGGAAGUUGGUGCCAACAAUAGUUUUAAUUCUCCAGCAACUUCACGUAAGCUUGAGGAAAUCACGAGAGAGCGUACCAAGCAGAAGAGCCUUAUACAGGAUCUCUUGAUGGAUAAACUAGAAGCUCACAAACAAAAGUCAGCUGAGAAGAAGGCACGAAGAGCAGCCAGAGCUUCUUCGUUCAGUCCAGGAUCAACUCUUUCACCCCUGAAAUUUACAGAAACUGGAUCAACAUCUCCAACGCCAAUGAAAUUUGUACCAACAUCUAUAAUAUCACCUGUAAGCAGUCCUGUUCAUACUACCUUUGCCGAAGCCAGAAACGUUCUGGAUAUGAGUACACCCACAACUAAUUUAAGUCAAGGUGGUAUCGUAAGAUCUUAUACUCUGGCAAACGUCAUGCCACUAUCUUCAUUCAAACAACAGUCCCAAGAAGAGAAAAAUUUAACAAUGUAUUCCACAACUCCUAAAGAAUCAGCCAGCACCUCUAAAAUACCUGAGAAGUUAGCAGAUGACGAAUUCAAAACACCAGUAGCACCACCUAGACUGAAGUAUGAAGAGGCCAAGAGAACUGCUGAGAAAGCGAAACAGGAAGCUCGUGAACGUGCUAGAUUAAAGAGUGACGAAGAUCUAGGAUUAAGCCCAGAGGAUAAGAUCAAAGAAUUAAGAAUGAAAGUAGCUCGCAGACAAUUAUCCAUGGAAACUAGGAAGAAGACCGAUGAAGAAUUGUCAGAGAUGAGAUCAAGACACUACAGUUUUGAAUCGACAAAGCCUGGUCACAAAUUACAAACUAGUAAGAGUACAGACAACGUAAAAGCAUUUGCUAAGAAAGUUAACGUAGAAACUUUACCUCCAUCCAAUGCAAAAUCUAUGGACGAGCUUUUGCAAACUUCUGGAUCAAAGAUGGAAAGUAGCACCAUGGUCCCUAAGAGAGAUAAGAAGAAGGCUAAGGACCCUGAGAGAAGAAAAAGCAUCAUCCAAGCAGUUUCUGAUUUCUUCAAGAAGAAAGAUUCUUCGCCAUCACCACCGAAUCAGAAAGAUAAAUUAUCAAGAUUCCGGUUGACUGGCAAAUCCAAGGAAAAGGGAAAGUUAUAUAAAUCAUAUUCGGAUGGGUCAGAUCUCGACAAGGAUAUCUCCCCGAAGUACGAUUCACGGCCUAAGAGUGUUUCUGAAGGGAUGUUAGUUGCAAGUUUCCUUAAUGAGAAUCCACCACCAAUACCUCCACCACCACUGAGUUAUGCAAUGCCAACAACUCAUAUAUCAGAUGACAGUAUAUCGGAAGACGAUUCGAAGGCAACGGCUUUGUCGGUUUCACAAAUGCACAAAACCACCCUGGCUGACGGUUCAUGUAACAGUAUAUCCCGUAAAGCCAAAACUGCUAAGCGGAUAGCAAGACAAGCACAGCUCAAAAGGUUACGAAUGGCUCAAGAAAUACAAAGAAAAUUAGAGGAGACCGAAGUGAAGCAAAGAGAAUUAGAAAGUAGAGGUGUCAGUGUUGAAAAGGCAUUACGUGGAGAAGGAGAAUCCUGUGAUCGAGAAGAAGCUGAUCUGAUGAGUGAGUGGUUUGACUUAAUGAGAGAACGAACAGAAUUGCGUAGAUACGAGAAGGAAUUGUUGGUGCGUGCUCAGGAAGUUCAGUUGGAAGAUCGUCAUGAUAGAUUGCAACAGGAACUGCGAGAAAGAUUGGCCGAUGAUGAUAAGAAGAAGACCAAAGACGAUGUGAAAAAGGAGGGAGAAAUAUUAACAGAAAUGUUGGAAAUUGUUUCAAAGCGUGACUCGCUGAUUGCUCUGCUGGAAGAGGAGCGACAAAGGUACCAGGACGAAGACCGUGAUCUUAAAAUCAGAGGUUGGCUAAAAGCCUAAGGGCCUAAGAUUAACACCAAGUAAAAAAAGGACGGUUACAGAUAUUCAGUGCAGUGCACCAUUGCGCUAAUUUUCUUCUUUUUAAUUGUCUUUUUACAUCUUACUCGUUACCCUCACGAGGACAGGAGAUACCAUAGGGAAUUGAAAUUUAUAAGACUGCGAGCAAUGCUAUACAAAGCGAUACGGGUGACAAAACACGAAAAGUCUAUGACUAUUCGAAUUAAUCCAGUCAACUUGGGAAUGUUGUGCAUUUAAGUUUUUAUCACACGUUCACGAGUUUAGUGUGACAUUUUCGUUUUCUUUUUCUUCUUCUUCUUUUAUGACAUGUACAAUGCUUGAGUCAACACUCUCUUUACACUUAUUAAGAGAAUGAAUCGAACUCUCAACGGUUUGUAUCGACUAUACGAAUUGACGUAGAAAAUUACUCAAUCAGGGAAUUGAUAAAUUUUUUUUUCUAAAAAUAAUCCGUAUUUAUAUUCUCGAUAGGAACAUUCGUGAUUUAAUAAUCCAAGGCUAACAAAUUCAAUCUCGAAUUAUCUUAAACGUCCUUUGUAGCUGACACUGAGCCGUUUUUGAUUUCUUUAAGCGGGAAACAAUAUAUAUUUGAUCGUGUAUGGGAAAUUAUAGAUCAUUGUCGUACCGACAGACGAUCACGUAAUCGACAGAGAAAGUGAACAUAAGAGAAAUGCAAUAUUUUUCAAGAAUUAUUUUAACAAGCGAUAAAACAAAAAGAAUAAGCGUGAUAUGUAUAUUCUAUUUAAAAAAACAAUAAGGUGUAAGAAUAUAUUUUUAUGUUCGCAAAGAGACUGGGAUAAUUAUUUUAAUGUAGCGAGAUGGUAUUUGACUGUAUUGAACUAUAAUUAAGUCAUUAUGUACAGUCAAUUUUCUAUGGGACGAGUAAGUCGCGUCAAGGACACAGAAAAUUCAUUGGUUCUACAAAAUGAGAAUUAAAUGUACAAUCUUUCAACAAUGACACUUUGUCAUAAAAGCUGUAACGUUUACACCGAACGUUUAUUUCCUUGCCUUGACUUUUUAAAGUCAUUCGUCAUUUAGUCGAAUCAAUGAAUUCUUUUUGCGCACGUUGAGACAAACGGCAUAGUAUUUGGUCCAAUAUUUUUUAACGAUUCGCGAUAAUCGUUGUGAUCGAUCGAAUAAACUUAAAAGCGUUAGUUAAAUAUUGGUUCAGAACGAACGAUUGGAGGAUUUAGCAUAAAACAAUAAUAUAUAUAAUAUAUAUUAUUAUUAGACCAUCCAAUGAUUGCCAUUAGAAGUGCGGGACAAUUAAUCGUCAGAUAGUAAUCAAGUAUGGCGUCUAGAGGGGAGAAUGAAUUCCACUAGUAUGAAAAUAUUUUUACAAUGAUCAAACGGCCAAAGCUUACCCGUUGCCGCUUCUAUAAUGAAAUUUGUGCACGCGGCAUGAGCAAUGGAAAAUAUUUUAUUUACAAUGGCUACACGCAAUUUUGUAGUGUAGUUUGCGAAUGAAUGACGGAAGUGCGACAGCUUCAAAAAUUGAAUAAUGGCGCGUGAUUUGGCGUCCAGUGAUAACGAGAUGGAAUUUGAGAAUAAAAUUGUGUAUUAUAGAAAAGCGUAUGAUUCAUUACUUAACGUUACGGCUGUACAGUAAAUAUUUGUUUGCUCUAAAUUACGCAAUGGAAUUUUAUUGAUUCGAUAUAUUAAUGAAAAUCAUCAUAAUUCGAAGAGGGUGGGUGGUACCAUGACCGUUCAUAUUUAAGAUCGUAUAUAAGUAAUUUAUAAUGAUUUUCAUUGUACGUGUAUGAGAACGCUUUCUAUUUAUUGUCAUGUCCUGAUGAAACUGGUUUUUUUUUUGUAGUGAGCUUCAUAAACGUACGUGCCUAAAAUUUCAAGAAUUGCGAAUUGCCCAUAGUUUUAAAUGAGAUUAGAUAAGAGUGUUGACAAAACUUGGCGAGCCCUUUUUUUGCUCGUUAAUUCUCUUUCUUCUUUGUUUUGAUCUGUAUAACGAUUUUUAUUCUACCGAUAACCUAGUCCUCCAGUUAUGAAUAAUGUGGCUUGGUAAUGCGAUUAUGUUUUAUGUAUCCUGCCUUAUACGUAAACGUGCUUAGCGUAACCCAUGGAAAGAUUAUUGAAGAACGUUUGGCCAAUUUCCUUCGACGAGCCUGUAUCUAAAUUAAUAUUUCAUUUUCUACAGUCUGCAAUCUAAAAAUUAUUUAGGAUACGAAGUCGAACCUUUUUUUAAUAUUAAAUUUCCUUGGGUUUGCACAGUACACACUACCAAAAUGUAUUAUCCCGAUGACAACGCAUUGUAUUAUUAUGUACAUACUUACAUAAAUAUAAUCUAACUCUACACACGCAA